Messenger RNA from Suncus etruscus (white-toothed pygmy shrew), 2766 nucleotides. RefSeq names its product chondroitin sulfate synthase 3 (gene CHSY3). Gene Ontology annotation, cellular component: Golgi cisterna membrane. Gene Ontology annotation, molecular function: glucuronosyl-N-acetylgalactosaminyl-proteoglycan 4-beta-N-acetylgalactosaminyltransferase activity. Bases 1 to 2631 code for a protein of 876 amino acids. Lineage: Eukaryota; Metazoa; Chordata; Mammalia; Eulipotyphla; Soricidae. The record is from RefSeq and is a predicted model, not a curated record. The transcript is spliced from 3 exons.
AUGGCCGUGCGCUCCCGCCGCCCGUGGAUGAGCGUGGCACUGGGGCUGGUGCUGGGCUUCACCGCCGCGUCCUGGCUCAUCGCCCCCAGAGUAGCCGAGCUGAGCGAGAGGAAGAGACGCGGCUCCAGCCUCUGCUCCUACUACGGCCGCUCGGCCGCCGGCGUGCAGCAGCCGCUCCCCCAGCCCCAGCCCCGGCCUCGGCUGGACCCUUCGCCGCCCCCCGAGCUCCUCCAGGAGCGCCGGGGCCCGCAGCUGCCCGAGGCUGCGCUUGGGGUCACCAGUUUUCGGAGCAUCCCUUGGCACCAGCCGCCUCCUCCCCUGCAGCCGCGGCGGCGAGGACGGGAGCCUGAAGGCGCGACGGGGCUGCCCGCUGCCCGGGGGGCGCCCGAAGAGGAUGCUGCCCAGCGGAGAGGUGGUGGCCGGCCGGCAAGUAGCCACAACGGGAGCGGCGAUGGGGGCGCCGCCACCCCGAGCUCCAGACCCCGAGAUUUUCUCUACGUGGGGGUCAUGACCGCACAGAAGUACCUGGGCAGCCGCGCGCUGGCGGCGCAUCGGACCUGGGCGCGCUUCAUCCCCGGCCGCGUGGAGUUCUUUUCCAGCCAGCAGCCCACCGAUCCCAGGCUCGGGCAACCCCCGCCACCUCUGCCUGUCAUCGCGCUGCCGGGCGUGGACGAUUCCUACCCGCCCCAGAAAAAGUCCUUCAUGAUGAUCAAAUACAUGCACGAUCACUACCUGGACAAGUACGAGUGGUUCAUGCGUGCCGACGACGAUGUCUACAUCAAAGGUGAUAAGUUGGAAGAGUUUUUAAGAUCCUUGAAUAGCAGCAAACCUCUCUACCUGGGUCAGACAGGCCUGGGUAAUACUGAAGAACUUGGAAAACUGGGGCUGGAACCAGGUGAGAACUUUUGCAUGGGAGGCCCUGGCAUGAUCUUCAGUCGAGAAGUUCUCAGGAGGAUGGUGCCGCAUAUCGGUGAAUGUCUCCGAGAAAUGUACACAACCCAUGAGGACGUGGAAGUAGGAAGAUGUGUUCGACGUUUUGGUGGGACUCAGUGUGUCUGGUCUUAUGAGAUGCAGCAACUGUUCCAUGAAAAUUAUGAGCACAAUAAAAAGGGUUAUAUUCAAGACCUUCAUAAUAGCAAAAUUCAUGCUGCUAUCACACUUCAUCCCAACAAGAGGCCUGCCUAUCAAUAUAGGCUUCAUAAUUACAUGCUCAGCCGUAAGAUUUCUGAACUUCGCUACCGGACUAUCCAGCUCCACCGGGAGAGUGCUCUGAUGAGCAAGCUCAGUAACAGUGAAGUGAGCAAAGAAGACCAGCAGUUGGGAGUGAUGCCUUCUUUUAACCAUUUCCAGCCUCGCGAGAGAAAUGAAGUGAUAGAAUGGGAAUUCCUGACAGGGAAGCUCCUUUACUCUGCCUCUGAGAAUCAGCCUCCUCGACAAAGUAUCAACAGCAUCCUAAGAACAGCACUGGAUGACACUGUUCUACAGGUGAUGGAAAUGAUCAACGAGAAUGCGAAGAGUAGAGGAAGACUCAUUGACUUCAAGGAAAUUCAGUAUGGCUACCGCAGAGUUGAUCCCAUGCAUGGGGUGGAAUACAUUUUGGAUUUACUCCUCUUAUACAAAAGACACAAGGGGAGAAAGUUGACAGUGCCAGUCAGGCGUCAUGCGUAUCUUCAGCAGUUGUUCAGCAAGCCUUUCUUCAGAGAAACAGAAGAGCUGGAUGUCAACAGUUUGGUUGAGAGUAUUAACAGUGAUACACAAUCAUUCUCUUUCAUUUCAAACUCUUUAAAUAUAUUAUCUUCUUUUCAAGGUGCCAAAGAAAUGGGAGGGCACAGUGAAAAGAAAAUACAUAUUCUUGUUCCUCUCAUUGGAAGAUACGAUAUUUUCUUGAGAUUCCUGGAGAAUUUUGAAAAUACUUGUCUUAUCCCAAAGCAGAACAUAAAGUUAGUCAUCAUCCUUUUCAGUGGGGAGACUGGCCAGGAUUCCAACAAGCAUAUUGAGCUGAUCAAAGAAUAUCAGAACAGAUACCCUAAAGCAGAAAUCACCCUGAUACCAAUGAAAGGAGAAUUUUCCAGAGGUCUAGGUCUUGAAAUGGCUUCUUCCCAGUUUGAUAACGACACUUUGCUGCUAUUUUGUGAUGUUGACUUGAUCUUCAGAGGGGACUUUCUUCAGCGAUGUAGAGACAACACAAUUCAGGGACAACAGGUAUACUACCCCAUCAUCUUUAGCCAGUAUGACCCAAAAGUAAUCAAUGGAGGAAAUCCUGUCACUGAUGAUGACUUCGUCUUUUCAAAGAAGACUGGAUUCUGGAGAGACUAUGGAUAUGGAAUUACCUGUAUUUAUAAAAGUGAUCUUCUGGGUGCAGGUGGAUUUGAUACCUCAAUACAAGGCUGGGGACUAGAAGAUGUAGAUCUCUACAAUAAAGUCAUCUUAUCUGGCUUAAGACCUUUCAGAAGUCAAGAAGUAGGAGUGGUGCAUAUUUUCCAUCCAGUUCAUUGUGACCCUAACUUGGACCCUAAGCAGUAUAAGAUGUGCUUAGGAUCCAAGGCAAGUACUUUUGCCUCAACCAUGCAACUGGCUGAACUCUGGUUGGAAAAACAUUUGGGUAUCAGGUACAAUCGAACUCUCUCCUGACAGUCCAGGCACACAUAUUGCCUUUUGCAAGGGGAGUUUACCUCAUUUUUAUUGUUAUUAUUUUAUUUUAUUAUUGUUAUUUUUAUUAUAUGGUUAUAAUUUUAUUUUGUUGUCCUGGUCUUAAACUACUCUUGG